Trichomycterus rosablanca is the source of this 1589-nucleotide messenger RNA. It is a transcript of the gene mrrf, whose product is annotated as mitochondrial ribosome recycling factor. Gene Ontology annotation, molecular function: ribosomal large subunit binding. The record is from RefSeq and is a predicted model, not a curated record. Bases 260 to 1075 code for a protein of 271 amino acids. Gene Ontology annotation, biological process: translation. NCBI's taxonomy places the organism in Eukaryota, Metazoa, Chordata, Actinopteri, Siluriformes, Trichomycteridae. The transcript has 7 exons. Gene Ontology annotation, cellular component: mitochondrion.
UUUUUAUUAGUGUUAUUAUUUUUAAUUAAACCAUGUUACUUUAGCUAACUACACUAGGAUAAUCUCUGCUACUGCCAUUUAGCUUGUGUGCUAACUGUGCUAGCGCGACAACAAAAUAACGUUUUUAGCAUCAAUCGAUGACGUUUUGUACCGGAACGCAAUUUCUGAUGACGUUGUACACACGGUGUAAUACUGGACGGACUCAUGUUGGACACAACGCAUCGCAGAGGUGUGAGUUUGACCUGAGUGUAAGGUAGAUAUGGCAUCCAGCCGUCUAGGUCUUUUGCGGCCGAUCCUCUGCGUUAUAAGAAGUCCCUUUGUAAACGGCACAAGAGUGCCUCCUCUCACUCAGCAUUACUGCCCUCAUGUUGUUGUCCCACCACCUUAUGGUCGCCAAUAUGCCACAAAGAAAAGUAAAGCUAAAGCAAAGGGCCAGACAGCCAAAGUGAGCAUCAACGCAGCCCUGGUGGAAAACAUCAUCAGCCUGGAUGAGAUACAGGCAGACAUGUCUUCUGUGCUGGCCACAUUAAAGGAUGACUUCAGUCGUAACUUGAGCAUCAGAACCUCACCAGGUGCACUGGACCACAUCACAGUCAGCACCAAGGAUGGUAAAUUCCCUCUAAACCAGCUCGGGCAGAUCUCCAUGAAGUCUCCGCAGCUCAUCGUCAUCAACAUGACAAGCUACCCAGAGGCCACAGCGGCUGCCACCCGUGCUUUACAGGAAAGCAGCAUGAAGCUGAACCCAGAGGUGGAGGGCACCAUCAUCAGAGUGCCCAUUCCCAAGGUGACAAGGGAGCACAGGGAGAACCUGGCUAAGCUUGCAAAGCAGUUCGGCAACAAAGCCAAGGAGUCAGUAAGAAGAGUCCGGUCCAACGCCUUAGCUCAAGUCAAGAAGUCCAAAGAGGGCGUCUCUGAAGACACCAUCCGCCUGAUAGAAAAGCAGGUAGUGUCACCUUAUGCGGAGGUCAAUUUACAGUCAACUUCACAAUUAUUUUUGGUUCAGCAGAUGGCCGACAAUUUUGCAGCAGAUAUAGACAAACAGCUAGCAGCAAAAACCAAGGAGCUGCUCGGCUGACGUCAACAAGGCGAUCCAAACUUCUUCUUUUUUUAUUUUGCCUUGUUUGUUCAAGAUACCAAGACAAACAAGAAAAAGCUGGACAUCCUUACAACUGACCUUUACAUGUAACGAUUACUGUGAUGGAAAUUAAUCUGCUAGAGGUGGCGCUUGGGCGUUGUUUGUGCGUUUUUAUGGUGCAUAAACAAAUGCUGCCGUGGCACGCCAGUGGCUCUUAGCUUCCUUGUCUUCACAUCUUCAAACAAACAAACGGGAGGACAGAUGAAGUUUUAAUGUGAUUUGGGGUCCUCCCUCCUAAUCAGAGAGAUGCCACAAACCCAGUGUUUACAUAAGAAAGUGCAGAACUGAAGCGGUACAGGAUGCUUCAAGUCUUCGAGGAUGGAUCUUGUAAUAAGGCAUUGCCAACAUUUGGCUCACAUUCGGUGCUGUUGGUGUAAAAUUGAUUCGCGGUUUUUGAGAAUCCUGUAACUACUGAUGCAUAACUGAAUAAAAAGUGCGCAGUAUUUUGGCCAGA